Molecule: messenger RNA, 5259 nt
Organism: Peromyscus maniculatus bairdii (prairie deer mouse)
Lineage: Eukaryota; Metazoa; Chordata; Mammalia; Rodentia; Cricetidae
Source: RefSeq, a predicted model, not a curated record
AUGAAGCUGAAACUAGAACUAGAGGACAAAGUCGUAAUAACAAGUCGAGCCAUCACACCGAAUGACACUGAAGAAGCCCAGACCCCUCAUCCUGCAUCUGAUCUCAAGACCCACCAGCCUGAGGUAGGGGCCAAGGGUCAAGAGCAUGCAGACACAGGUGACAGAUCAGGAAGUUCAGAGGACGCGGCUGUAGGAAGACAUCCGAUGGAUAAAGCAGAGCACAAGAGCACCCCACAUUCUCAGGACCCAGAGCGGGAGCGUCACCCCGCCUCGGAGCAUCUGGGUGCAGAGGCCCUGCAUCUGGAUCCUGCCUGCUCCCAGAGCAACAAGGGAGGAGGAGCAGAUGCACACCUGGGGAGCAGGUCUGAAGCCCCCCCAGAGGGAGCAGGGGACAGAUGUGACGCUGCUCGGGAGCCACUUGCUGCAGACGCCACCACCGAUGUCCAGAGUCCUGAUCACUGCAGUGCAGGCCCAGGGAGCCAGGAUGUACUGAGGAGGCGCCUGCCUGUGCCAGACUCUCAAAAGGAUUUGGAAAAUGAUCCCUCAGUCAGCUCUCAAGCCCAGGGCACCAUAGUCACACCGAAUGACACUGAAGAAGCCCAGGCCCCACAUCCUGCAUCUGAUCUCAAGACCCACCAGCCUGAGGUAGGGGCCAAAGGUCAAGAGCAUGCAGACACAGGUGACAGAUCAGGAAGUUCAGAGGACGCGGCUGUAGGAAGACAUCCGAUGGAUAAAGCAGAGCACAAGAGCACCCCACAUUCUCAGGACCCAGAGCGGGGACGUCACCCCACCUCGGAGCAUCUGGGUGCAGAGGCCCUGGAUCUGGAUCCUGCCUGCUCCCAGAGCAGCAAGGGAGGAGGAGCAGAUGCACACCUGGGGAGCAGGUCUGCGGCCCCCCCAGAGGGAGCAGGGGACAGAUGUGACGCUGCUCGGGAGCCACUUGCUGCAGACGCCACCACCGAUGUCCAGAGUCCUGGUCACUGCAGUGCAGGCCCAGGGAGCCAGGAUGUACUGAGGAGGCGCCUGCCUGUGCCAGAGGCCGGAAAUCCUGAAGAAGAGAUGCAGUUGGUGAAGGAAAAGGAAGAGAUUGCACAGGAUACCCUGAGAAAGAUUGACAAAAAGAAUCUCUGGAGCUAUGGGCCUGUGUUUCUCGUCUGCCUCUUUGUGGCUUUUGUGCUAAGUUCCGUCAACAGCUACUAUUCCUCCCCAGCCCAGCAAGUGCCCCAGAACCCGGCUCUGGAGGCUUUCCUGGCUCAGUUUAGCCAACUGCAGGAUAAGUUUCCAGGCCAGAGUUCCUUCCUGUGGCAGCGAGGACGUAAGUUUCUCCAGAAGCACCUCAAUGUCUCCAGCCCCUCUGAGCCUGCCACCCUCAUCUUCACGGCUGCCCGAGAGGGGAAGGAGACCCUCAGGUGCCUGAGCCACCACGUGGCCAAUGCCUACACCUCUUCCCAGAGAGUGUCUGCCGUCUCCAUAGACGGGGCCAAAAGAGCCCAGCAGGACAGCGACACAGUCAAGCUGUGGGUUGACGUGGAGCUCAGCAGCGGGUUUGAGAACGGCCACAAGGCUGCCGUGGUCCACCGCUUCGAGUCCCUGCCUGCAGGCUCCACCCUGAUCUUCUACAAGUACUGCGACCACGAGAACGCCGCCUUCAAAGACGUGGCCCUGGUCCUGACCGUCCUGCUGGAGGAGGAAACACUAGAAGCAAGCGUAGGCCCCAGGGAGACCGAAGAGAAAGUGAGGGAUUUACUCUGGGCUAAGUUCACCAACUCUGAGGCUCCCAGCUCCUUCAGCCACAUGGACGCAGACAAGCUGAGUGGGCUCUGGAGCCGCAUCUCCCACCUGGUGCUGCCCGUGCAGCCCGUGAGGAGCAUCGAAGAGCAGGGCUGCCUUCUGUGAGGCCAGGUUGAAGGGGCAGGUCUGGGGGCUCCCUUCCCCUGGGAGGAGACAUGACCUUAUUUUUAAAAAAGCUUUCUUCUUCUUUUUUUUUUCCUUUUGUAAAAACUUAAUCUAAACUUUGAUAAAGCUAACAAUUGGCCUGAUGGUUUUCUUUGCCUUUUUAAGCAAAUCAGGCUUAGAGUACAGCAAGAUACAUAACACUGAGGGAUUGUUUAAAUGUCCAAUCCAGGCGUAGAAUCUUUGCACAGGAAAAUCUGAUUUUCAGAGGGACUUCAGCAGGGCUGCUGCCUUGGGAGGACUCCACAGAGCCUCUUGGACAGUGUUCCGGACUCAGACUAGUAAUCCCAGUGAUUUCAGGGAACGCUCCUACCACAUAGGAAGUAUUUUUAAGACUCACUUUAAUAAGGCAGUUGUUGGGUUGUGUCUUACACAGAUUUGCACUUUGAGUAGAUGAAAACAGGAAACUAGAAUUCAACCCUCCAAAUCCGACCUAAGAACUUGGUUCGUGUAUGCUUUUAUUCCACUAAUGAGCUGAGGUAAAAACAGCUUUGUUAAAAAACAAAUGUUCCGGAGUAUUAGAAUCACUGUAGGAAUUGUUAGUAACCACUGGGAAUGAAGAAAUCCCAACUGGCUGUAUCGUUUCUCUGUGCCUGCCAGCAGCCCCCUCCUGCAUAUGAGAACAUCUCUACUCAACAUUUUCUGUUAAGAUUGCAGUGGAGCACCGCUUCACUGAGAAGGAAGUUUGAACCCCAUUGAUGCAGCAAAAGCACAUUCUAGAAGCUGUGACCUCGGAUGGGAAGAGAUGGAAGCGUUAAAGCUUAGGAGUAGGAAGAUGGAGUAAGGUUUGCUGUGCAGGGCGGUAGAGACCUGCAGAUGAGACACGGUAGGGUGUCGAGGCGUGGCCUCUGGCUUUGUCCUUUUCUCCUCUUCUGCCUCUGCUGCUGGAAUUUCACAGCUGUCUAUGUGAGAGUUUGAGUGCCGUUUCCGAAGAGAUGUCGGUCUCAGCAGCUGGCAUGACUUUACCACAUGGGCUUUGCUAUGCCAUGAUGGGACAUUUCAUUCGUCUCUUGACAGCUAGUUAGAAAUGCCAUUAGGGAAGGAAUUGGAGAAAUGAAAGAGGAUGUCCUACAUAGGGAAGAGAAAGAGAAACCAUGGCCAAUAUCAGUUGUUAAGCCAUGCCCCAUGAUGGUUAGGCUGGGCCCAGUAGCUGUUGAUAGGCAUAUGAACUCUAAAGCGCUAGUAAAAUGAUCUGGUCUGUUCCAUUACGCGGAUGGGAAUAGCCCUGGAAUUUUGCACUAAGUUUUGGCUCGUCUGCUGCUAUGAGAUCAUGUAUAUAAUUAAGAAGUUAAGUUAUUUGAAUCUGGAGGGAUUUUAGGAAACACUAAGAAGAUCUCUAUUGAUAAUUAAAAGGAUCAUAAAGACAUGGGGUGGGGAGUGAUCUGAAACCAUUUACCACAGAAAGAACACAGACUGGCUUUGGCCAGAGCCUUUGGUGUACUCAGUUCAGUGUAGAGACACACAUGAAGACACAGUACAUAUUUGGCAUUUUGAAGGAAUCGUCAAUAGAUUUGAGAAAAGACCCUAAACACAAAGUUUAAGCAUAGUGAAUGGAAUUUGAGUUUCAACCCAGUGUAAAACAGAGGGACUGAAGAAAAAUCUGUAUGCCAUAUUUGAUUUUUUUUUCUGUAUUCUAGACUUCUGCUUGUUUGUUUUGAAUGCUAGUCUAGACUUGUCCUAGGGCCCUGGCUGGCCAGGUCCUCAUUCCGGUCCAAGGCUGACUUUGAACGUACGGUAAUGUCUCCUGCCUCAGUUUCCUGAGUGCUGGGGUUAUAGGUGUAUACCAUCACACUCAGCUUUAAUUUCAGCCCUUAGCUGUUAGCAUGUUAACAUUAACAGGUUAACAUUUCACAUAGAACCAAAGGUGCCUUGCAGAACUGAUAUGCUGGUCUUCAGCCUGUGCUACCUCAGACUGCAGGGGAACAGGUCUAAAGUAUGUGUACACAGUCUAUGUCGGGUGGCUCUGAUCACGGGUGAAAAAUUUUCUUCAUUCAAUUGAAUAUAGUUUUAUAUAAUUUGCUGUCAACAUAAAUUUAGGAUAUAAUACAUUUCUAAAAUUUAGUUAUUUGUCAAUUUUUUUACUGCUGACUGUUAAAAUACACUUUUCCUUCUAUACAUAAGUACAAUCAACUGAGACUAGUCAGUUUUCUAUCCACUAUUUCAAAAACCCUUUUUUUAUAUUUAAUUUUUUGUUUUUUCAAUAGUGGGGAUUGAACCCAGGGCCUUAACAUUUGAGGAAAGUGUCCUACCACUAAGCUACAUCCCCAGACCUUACACAUCAUUUUGAAAAGAAGCAUACAUUAGUUUGAUGUCAGAAUGAGUGAUUCUGUUUUUGAUGCAGUCUUUACAUAGCCCAAACUAGUGAUUCUCAGGCCCUAGACUUCUGUGUGGUGGGAUUAUAGGAGUGUGCCACCACACCAACUUAAUGUAAUUACUUUUUAAACAAAAAUAUAUUUUAAAAUGUACACAUAAUUAAAAUCUGUUAUCUGAUGUAUUGUCUUCUAGUCCAUUGUUUUUUACUUUUUUCAGUUUUUCAUCCUUGUGUGUGUGUGUGUAUAGUCAUUAUUUGUGAUUAAUUUGCUUGACUUAGAAAAAUUAUUCACAGUGACAUGACAGCACACACCAUGUUUGAACAUAACAGUUUAAUUAGUGCCAUAGAACAAAAAUACAUAUAUUUGUUUGUUUGUUUUUUUAAUGGGAAUCUCUUCUUGAGUAAUACCAAGUCCCAGAAGCAAGCAGGGGAAUUGGAAAUUGUUUUUGGACUUGGGUUUUUCCCUUUCAGGUAAAAUUCAGAUUUUUAAGUUAGCUUUCAGAGAUUAGCAAAGAAGUUCUAGAGAGUUCUUACCAUAGAAAUAAUUUUAGAAAUUUUAGAAAUUUAGAAAUAAAUUUAGUAAAUUUCACCUGGAAGCCCUCAGGUAGUGAGGCUUGGCCCGUGGCCCACCCUGACCGUUGGCUGACAACAGAGCAUUGUCUCACGGCCUUGGGUUUAUACUUCUCCUUGUUAAAGACAGGAGCGUUGUGAGCACUGAUGUUAGGAUGUGACUGACAGAUGUGGCCUGUGAAGGUGGAGAUAAUGCAGCAAGAUGAUUUUCACCAACACACUUACUUUCUCUAGCUCACCAAGAUUUCUUAACCACCGACUUUGCCUUUAUGCAUUUACAAAUGAAAUGGCUUUGACGGUACUGAUGUCAGACUUGCUCAUGUCACCACGGAUGCUUUUUGCAUUUGUUUCCAUAUUGAUGAUGUCAAAUGUGCCUUAUUCAAAUCAACUGCUGGUUAAUAUACAAAUAAAUCUCCUUAAUUUUU